Scylla paramamosain (green mud crab) is the source of this 3132-nucleotide messenger RNA. RefSeq names its product insulin-like growth factor-binding protein complex acid labile subunit. Gene Ontology annotation, molecular function: protein binding. The record is from RefSeq and is a predicted model, not a curated record. Gene Ontology annotation, cellular component: extracellular matrix. Bases 2 to 1897 code for a protein of 631 amino acids. The transcript has 3 exons. Lineage: Eukaryota; Metazoa; Arthropoda; Malacostraca; Decapoda; Portunidae.
CAUGGACAGAUCCUCGUGGUGUGUUGCGGCGAUGGUGGUGGUGGUGGCGGCGGUGGUGAUGGUGGUGGAGGGCAGAUGUCCGGAGAUGUGCAGGUGUAGCUACGAUUACCUGGACAGAAAGACGGUUACCUGUGAUAAUGGACGGCUGAACGGGCCCGUACCUGUCUUUAAUAUGGAUGGGGACACACAGGUGCUCACCAUCACGUCCCCAGAGGAUCAGGGCAACACGGUCACGCUGGGGCCCAUCUUCUACCCCCUGUCGAACCUGGAGGAGGUCCACAUCACCCACUCCAACGUGCCGGCCAUCGGGGACAACACCUUCUGGGGCCUGAGUCACCUUCAUCUGCUCAACCUCACCCACAACAACAUCACGGUGCUGCUCUCUUCGCACCUCUCCGGCAUUGAGAACCUGCAGGCCCUGCACCUGGACGACAACCACAUCAGCUCGGUGCCCUCCGCCACCUUCCACUCCCUGGUGGCGCUGGAGACGCUCACGUUGGCGCGGAACCGCCUGCGGGGCCUCGCGCCGCGCGUGUUCCUGCGCCUAACGCGCCUCACCGUGCUGGAUAUCAGCAACAACGCCAUCCAGGAGCUGGACCCCGAGGUGGUGCGCGACGUGCCGGCUCUACGCGAGCUGCGCUGCGCUGCCUGCAGCCUGACGCGCAUCAAGUCCCUGGUAUACCGCUCCCUGCCGCGCCUGGAGCUGCUGGAUCUGCGGGACAACCACCUGGCCAGCCUGGCGCCGGACGAGUUCAUGGACCUGCCGGGGCUGCGGCGCCUGCUGCUGGACGGGAACAGGAUCUACGAGCUGAAGGAUUACACCUUCCAGGGCCUGGCGCUGCAGCACCUCGGCCUGGCCCGGAACAGGAUGACGCGCCUGUCCCGGAUGGCCUUCGAGGACAGCUCGGUGCUGGCCGUGGACCUGUCCUCCAACAGGCUGCCGCACUCCGCGCUGCGCCACCUGGGUCCCGUACUGGGCCACAUGCACGGCCUCAACGUGGCGGGCACGCGCCUCACCGCCGAACACCUCCAGGAGCUGCUGCGCCGCGCGCCACGCCUCAGGCGUCUCAACCUGAGCCGCUUGCACCUGAAGCAGCUGCCGCCUGACCUGUUCUCGUUGCAGACCCGUCUGGAGGUGCUGAACCUGUCCAGCAACAGCCUGCAGUACAUCCCCGUGGACGUGCUGCACGCCCUACCCAGCCUGCAAACCCUGGACCUCGGCAAUAACGAGUUCCGCGGCCUGCCGGAGAUCAUCCUGCGGCGACUGGACCGGCUGACGGAGGUGGUGCUGGACGGCAACCCGUGGUCCUGCGACCAGUGCCACAUCCCCUACCUCAAGAUGUGGCUCAACGCCUCCGCUGCCUUCCGCACCGCAUGUCGCCCUGACGUGGACGCGCCGCGCUGCCUCAAGUGUCAGUCACCGCCCGAGAUGUACGACAAGCCCGUGCUGGAGGUGGACGGCCUGGAACUACAGCCCUGCCCCGAGGGCACCUUCGACCUGGCGGCGGCCAGCGCGGGGGGCGGCUUCUCCGUGGUGCUGGCGGCGGUGGUGGCGGCGGUGGCAGCAGCGCUGCUGGCAGUGAUCGUGGUGGCGGGGCUGGUCAUGUACCACCGCCACUCCGCCUUCUACUACACGCACGAGGACGACUCGCGCCACCACUUCUACGAGAACCCCGCGUUGCGCUCAGACCACACGGACGUCACGCUGGACGAGGACCUGGACCACGUGCCCGAGCGUGGCGCGCGGGGCGAGGACGGCACCGCCAAGGGGGAGUCCAAGCCCCCCCAGCCCCCGCCGCCACCGCCCCCCGCCCACGCCACGGACAACAACGUGGUGGUGAUCGACGAGCUGAUGCGGAGCAAGGCGCCCAAGCCCGCGCGCAACGGCAAGUCUUGAGGCCCUCCGCCCGCCGCAGCCACGGAGGCAGGGGCGCCUGGCGGGGCGGCGCAAGGCGGGGACGGCUGGGGGGUUAGGGGCCCUGCCUGGCGGCGUGGGGGGGCCCCGACCCCUGGUACAAUAGCAUGGCGGCGCGGCUCCGCUGAGGUGAACGCUGGCUCCUGGCGAGGCGGGACGCCCCCCGUGGCCGCCGCCCCGCCGCCUCGCCGCCCUCCUUCCGCCACCGCUCAGGAGUUUUGAACUUUGUUAAUCUACUGUACGUUCCCCGCGGGCCAGCACCGCCCCGCGACCAGACCCACCAGGCAUGACAAGACAAGCCUCGACGUGUGUAUGUGUGUGUGUGUGUGUGUGUGUGUGUGUGGUGUGUGUGUGUGUGUGUGUGUGUGUGGAGGGAGGCAAGGCUCUCCCCUCAGUACCGGGGCGGAGGAUGGAGGGGCAGGGCUGGGCAUGGGGGAGACGCAGCCCCAGCGAGUAAUGGUCACAGUCAGCACCUCCCCGGGGGGCGGGCUGCCUGGCGAGGCGGCACCGCCUCGCGUGUUGGGUUGUGAUGUUCGCGUUAUCUCGCUGAAAGAUUGGAAAAGAACGUCACCAAAAUUUUUUUUUUUUCAUAUUAACGAGGUCAUAGCACAAAGCCUAGACUGUCAUUCAGUGAUGCGAAAAACGCAGCUGUAAUCUCACGGGUAAUUGUUAUUAUUAUUAUUAUUAUUAUUAUUAUUAUUAUUAUUAUUAUUAUUAUUAUUAUUAUUAUUAUUAUUGUUGUUAUUAUUAUGAUCAUCAUUCUUGUUAUUGCCACCCCCCUGGGCCGCCCCUCCCCUCCCCCGGGGCUGGUAUAGCCUGUAGCAGCAGUUCAGUGUCGUACCUUCACUGUCACUGUCGUACUUCCUCUGUUACUCAUCGCUUCACGUUUGGUUACAUCCGUGUACUACUCAACCAUGUUUUUUAUAUCACUACGUAUAUACAAACAAUACAUUUAGGUGGAGGCGUUUCCUCCAUGUUGUGACUGAGUGGGGCGCCGCGCCCGCCGCGGCAACACGUCUCAGUGCGUGGCGCGCCCGCCCACGCCCUCACCGCCAGCGACAGCACCGCGGCGCCAGGCACCCGUGUGUAGUGCUGGUGUGUCGCAGCCACCACGCAGCGGCUGUGUGCACGACUGACGAAACAAUCAUCGCAAUCCACAUACGUGACCGUGUGUGUGUGUGUGUGUGUGUGUGUGUGUGUGUGUGUGUGUGUGUGUG